This is a messenger RNA of Phaeoacremonium minimum UCRPA7, 1638 nucleotides long. RefSeq names its product putative mfs sugar transporter protein. Gene Ontology annotation, cellular component: membrane. The transcript has a single exon. Gene Ontology annotation, biological process: carbohydrate transport; transmembrane transport. The coding region runs from base 1 to 1638 and encodes 545 amino acids. The record is from RefSeq and is a predicted model, not a curated record. Lineage: Eukaryota; Fungi; Ascomycota; Sordariomycetes; Togniniales; Togniniaceae. Gene Ontology annotation, molecular function: carbohydrate:proton symporter activity.
AUGUCUCGUCUCGAGGAGACCAAGACUGUCGGCGCCGUCGUCCACCAUGACGAUGUCGCCGAGGCCAACAAGCUCGGCGUCGCCGUUGACGAAGUCGUCGCCCAACGAAUCAGCGAGGAAGAUCUCAUGCGCAUCUCCGCCGAGUCCCUACAGUUCCGCUCCAUGACCGGCGUCCGCAUUGUCCUGAUCAUGGUGGUCAUGGGCUUCAACCAAGCCGGAUAUGGCGUCGACUGGGGCGUAAUCGGCGGUAUCAACUCGUUCGAAACAUGGCACGAGUACUUCAACUUUGGCAAUGCCGGUGUUGUUAUCGGCACCAUCAACGCCCUCAUGCUGAUUGGUAACUUCGUCGGUGCUCCAUUCCUGGCCCUCGCUGAUGUUAUCGGCCGUCGUGGCAUUAACUUCCUUGGCAACUUUAUCGUCAUCAUCGCGGCCCUACUCCAGGGUCUCUCACCCAACCUGGCUUGCUUCAUGGUAGGCCGAUUCCUUCUUGGAUUUGGUACUUCCCUGUGCUCGGCUCCUCAAUAUAUGGCUGAGAUCGCGCCUGUUCAUCUUCGCGGGCGCCUGGUCGGUAUCUUCGGUGCCUGCUUCCAGGUCGGUUCUCUCGCCAUGACUGGUGCCAUGAUGGGCUUCACCAAAUGGAACAGCAAUUGGCAGUGGCGCACUCCACUGAUCCUAGAGGCACUCUUUCCCUUCCUCGUCUGCUCGCUCAUCUACUUCUGGUGCCCCGAAUCGCCCCGUUAUCUCGUUCUCAAGAACAAGCCAGAGGAGGCCCGACGAGUGGUCGCCAAAUACAUGACCACAAACAACGACGUCGACUCGCCCAUCGUACCACUUGUCAUCCAGCAGAUCGAAGAAUCACUCGAGACUACUCGUGCCGGUGUCCGCGCCGCCUACGACUACCGUGUCUUCUUCACCAAGACCGUCCGCUACAGAACCCUAAUCCUAUGCAUCUACUCCAUCUUCCAGCAGUGGAACGGCGGCGGCGUCAUUGGCUACUACCUCUCUCCAGCGCUCAACACCGUCGGCAUCACCAAGUCUCUCGACCAGCUAGGCAUCAACCUGGGCCUGACCUGCGUGUACUUCGUUUUCACAGCCUUCGGCGCCUGGCUCAUCGACAUCUUCCGGAGACGUACCCUCAUCUUCGGUGGCCUGAUCUCGUUCGUCCUCAUCCAGACCGCCGUGACCAUCACCUCGUGGCAGUACGCGGAGCACGAGACCAAGGCCUCGGCCGUUCUGACCGUCGUCUGGUACUACAUCUUCCAGAUCUGCUCCGCCUCCAUGAUCGCCACCAUGCACAACCUGUACCCCGUCGAGAUCCUGUCCCUGCCCCUCCGAGCCAAGGGCAUGGGUUUCUACAAUGCCUUCCAGGGCGCCGCCGGCGUCGUCCAGACGUACGGCAUCAGCGUCGGCAUCCAGAAGGUCGGCUACAAGAUCUGGGUCAUCUACAUCGUGUACAACGCCGUGCAGCUGGUCAUUGCCUACUUCCUCUUCCCCGAGACGAGCAAGCUCAGUUUGGAGGAGAUCGAUAACAUCUUUGAGACGCCAGGUGCCGACCCCGUCAGGCUGUCCCUGAAGAUCUCUCGCGCUAAGAGGGAAAGGGCCAAGGCCGAGCGUGAGGGACUUGCCACUGCUAGCUAA